Messenger RNA from Drosophila grimshawi, 1683 nucleotides. Its product is annotated as probable fumarate hydratase, mitochondrial. Gene Ontology annotation, molecular function: fumarate hydratase activity. NCBI's taxonomy places the organism in Eukaryota, Metazoa, Arthropoda, Insecta, Diptera, Drosophilidae. Bases 198 to 1664 code for a protein of 488 amino acids. Gene Ontology annotation, cellular component: tricarboxylic acid cycle heteromeric enzyme complex; mitochondrion. The record is from RefSeq and is a predicted model, not a curated record. The transcript has 4 exons. Gene Ontology annotation, biological process: tricarboxylic acid cycle; malate metabolic process; fumarate metabolic process.
UAAGUUUAAUUGCAAACAAUCUUGAAAAUGCUUUUAAAUAUAUAUUGUGGCCGUAGUAUCCAACGAAAAAAUUGUCCCUCAUUUAAUUGUCUGAAUAUCUACAGAUACACAGUGUAAAUAAAAAAUAUAUAUUUCAGUUCAGAUCGAAAAUAAGAAGCAUCUGUUUUGAAAAACUUUGAACUUGAGAAUUGUUGAGGAUGAGGAUGAUCACCGGCUGUCGUCAUUUUAGCACCACGUUGUUGCUGCAAUCUAAAAAGAACAAAGGCGAUGGCAAGUUUCGCAUGGAGCGGGACACAUUUGGCGAGCUGAAGGUGCCAGCGGAUAAACUGUUUGGCGCACAGACGAUGCGCUCCGUGAUCAAUUUCCCCAUUGGCACCAUUGGCGAACGCAUGCCGAAGCCUAUCAUCCAGGCCAUGGGCAUAUUGAAGAAGGCCUGUGCGGAUGUCAACAAGGACUUUGGCAUGGACGCCGGGAUAGCGGAUGCCGUGUCCGCUGCCUGUGACGAUGUCAUCUCCGGCAAGUACUACAGCAAAGGACACUUCCCGUUGGUCAUCUGGCAGACGGGCUCCGGCACUCAAUCGAACAUGAAUGCCAACGAGGUGAUCAGCAACGCGGCCAUCAAGGCAAUGGGCGGUGAGCUCGGCUCCAAGAAACCAGUGCAUCCCAACGAUCACGUGAACAAGUCGCAGAGCUCCAACGACACCUUCCCCACAGCCGUGCACAUCUCUGUCGGAUUAGAGCUGAACAACCGUCUCAUUCCAUCCUUGUGCUAUCUGCGCGAUGCGAUCCAUUGCAAAUCGAUUGACUAUAAGGACAUCAUCAAGAUCGGUCGCACCCAUCUCAUGGACGCAGUGCCUCUGACCUUGGGCCAAGAGUUCAGCGGUUAUGCCCAGCAGCUGACAUACGGCGUCGACCGCAUCAGUGCCUGCCUGCCGCGCGUCUAUGAGCUGGCCCUUGGUGGCACAGCCGUCGGCACUGGCCUGAACGCGCCCAAGGGUUUCGCCGAAAAGGUGUCAGCUCGAAUCGCCGAGCUGACCUCGCUGCCAUUUGUGUCGGCGCCCAAUAAGUUCGAGGCGCUGGCCGCCCGCGAUGCCAUGGUGGAGGUGCACGGCGUGCUCAACACUAUUGCCGUCAGCCUGAUGAAGAUUGCCAACGAUAUUCGCUUCUUGGGCUCAGGGCCACGUUGCGGUCUCGGUGAGCUUCAGUUGCCCGAGAAUGAGCCGGGCAGCUCCAUUAUGCCCGGCAAGGUGAAUCCCACACAGUGCGAAUCGUUGACCAUGAUAUGCGCCCAGGUUAUGGGCAAUCAGGUGGCGGUCACAGUGGGCGGCGCCAGUGGACAUUUUGAGCUUAAUGUUUUUAAACCUUUAAUUGUGUCCAAUGUUCUGCGUUCCAUUCGCCUUUUGGCGGAUGGUAGCGUUAACUUUAGCAAGCACUGUGUCGAGGGCAUUGAGCCCAAUACGGAUCGCAUUGAGAAGAUCAUGAACGAGUCGCUGAUGCUGGUGACGGCAUUGAAUCCGCACAUUGGCUACGAUAAGGCGGCAAAGAUAGCAAAGACUGCACAUGAGAACGGCACCACGCUCAAGGAGGAGGCUAUCAAGGCUGGAGUGACUGAGGAGCAGUUUAAGGAAUGGGUUGACCCCAAGAAAAUGCUAGGUCCCCAUUAAAUGUGUAAUCACUGCUUUA